GCUUGGUCUUGAGUGACUGCGAAGAUCGGAGCUUGAUGUUUUGAAUGAAUAUUUAAUAUUUGCAUGAUCUGAUUUGUUUGCCUCUUCUUUGCACAUUCAUACAAAACACCUACCUAGACCUUACACUGCGAUUUAUCCCGAGCUCUCUCACAUUCUCAUAGUCACGUCUCACGUCUUAGUCGGUCAGCCCCACGUGAGCCAGCGGAAUAGCAGCCGACCUGAGCUUAACUCACACCAGUGUAUAAACCGACGUCUACCGAGGCUCUCGCUCUUCACUGCUGUUUCAGAGGCUCUGCGCUGGGUGACCCUAAGUCCUGAAUAAGUCAAGCCUUGACCAAGGUAGUAGUCCUGUGAGCUUUACCAACCCCGGAUUGUUUUCUCACAUGUUAGUGAGAACCCUUGCACAUUGUCACUAGUUACACUCUCUUGAUGACAUUGAAACCUCAUGUGUCAACAUCUGUGUUCAUAACUCAUUGAGUGCCUGCAGAUAUCAAGACUCACCCAAUCGAGACCUCCUCCGAUGGAUCAACACCAGGAGGCUUCAUCAGCCCCAAGGUCACUCACGGGAGCUGACCGCAUCAGAGCUCUGAAAGAUGAAACUGCAAUCUUCACUGCAUUUGACACAUACCCGUGGACAAAAGAUAAGAACUUUAUGUCUGGUCUCUACGCUAUUCUUGGUGAACCAGGCCAGCAAAACCCUCAAGCAUCUCUCGCAGAUAUGGCUAUCCACGCUCGAAUUUUCUACUAUGCUCAGCGCAUUGGUGUCAGUAUUGAAUUCAGCGCCUACAAGGCGUGGCUUGCCAGCAAUUCUGACCAUCAACCCCCGGAUGUUUUGCCUGAGGAAUAUCGUCAGCGAGACGAAGCCAAUGCUUCUCCAGCGCCGGUCCUAGACUGGCAGAAAGCUGCACCAAAAACAGAUCUCUACGUUGAUCGGAAAACCGCUGCUGCUCAGUCUGGCUCACAAGAUCAACCAAGUUACCCAAUGGGAUUUGCCGAAAUGAUCAAACUUAUCCAAGAAGGCAAGCCUGUGCCUGGUAUCCGCCAGAUCCCAAACACUGUUGUCAGAGAUCCUGCUGUGAAGCCAGUUGGAGCGAGAGCUGUUCCCAGAAAGCCGUGGGAAAAAGAUACCACAGUUGACAUGCCUGUUCUCCCCGACCUACCAAAAGCACUCGAUACAGAAUUUCCCCCAGUACAAGACGAUGGGCCUGUUUCUUCGGCAGCUGGGGCUUCUUAGAUUCCAGAACGCCAUUUCUCAAUAUCAUAUAGCAUCAAUGGCGUUGGGAGUAGCGAUCGCUGGCAAAAAUACACUUGAUUCUGACGUUGGGCGGAACAAAAUCACUGAGGUACUAUAAAUAUGGCGACGUACUAUCACAGUAUACAGGAGAGGCAUAUAGGAUAAUAAAAGCAUCAAUCGUUUAUUAAAAGGUGCUUAAUAACUACCGUAACAAUCCGAGUGCUAUAGGGAGACGCCGAAACCCAGCAUCCGCAUAGAAAAACAACAUUCAAACUCGUGAACUCUCCCCGACCUCUAAGGGCAUCCUUUCGGAUCACCAUCACUCAUACUAGCUGAUUGACUGAAGAAGUGUGGCUCUAGUAUCCCAUUAGGCGCGUUCCCGCUCACCCUUCGAGUAGCAGCCUAUGAGUGGUGGGAUAAGAGGGCCAGUCCUGCGAGGGCUGCUGUGGUGAUUAGCAUCUGCCAUCUCCUCCAUAUUGCAAAAUCGAUAACCAUAAUGUGUCCAAGGCACCCGAGCAGGCUGUAGCCAGCUAGGCGUAGGAUGACGUGUGAUCUGUAAAUUACUUGCGUUGGAAGAUGUUUCUUAAGAAAGGUCGACAUAUUCUGGUUUGUUGCGUGAUCUUGACGAGUGGGAUGAUUGGUGAGUCAGAUAGGGUUCCUUGACACGGAUGAAAAAAAGAAUGAAAAGAAAACAAGGGUAGAGUGGGGGAGGCUCUGAAUUUCCAGCAGGCAGAUGUCCUCGUCGAUGUCAAAGAUCGAUGGGCAAGGUAGAAAGACUUUAGCGGUAACCAUUGUUGUAGCGCGGCCCAGGUCCCAUGCGUCCGCCCAUCCCAGGGCCAGCACCAGGACCAGGACGAGUUGCGACCGCGUGGUUGGUACAAAGCAUACCAACUCGGGAGCCGAACUUGGACCCUCGCAGUGAAACCAUGUGCUUUCGGAUGUGGGCAGCAACGAUUUCGCGAUGCUGGGGAGAGGCAUUGUUAAGAAUCCACUGAAUGAGAUAGUUGCCGUAUUGGUCACUUGCAAUGUCAAUCAGUGGGAUGCGAGUACGGUCACGACGACCUUCACAGACUCGGUCUAGGUAACGACCAAGGAAUUCUGCACCUCCAAUUUUGAGACACUUCUCGACGACCUUUGAAGCGAACUGGUCGGUACUGUACUCAGCGGCGUAACGAAUAACAUGGUCAAUAGCUCGACUGCGAUCCGGGGGAGCACCGUGUUCACAAAUAUGCUGGAUACACCAGUUGCCAAAUUGCCCAUGGGCGACGAUGUCAAUGUUGGCAAGGACUUCUUCGAUACAAGGGCGCU
This is a messenger RNA of Fusarium odoratissimum NRRL 54006, 2542 nucleotides long. RefSeq lists its product as uncharacterized. NCBI's taxonomy places the organism in Eukaryota, Fungi, Ascomycota, Sordariomycetes, Hypocreales, Nectriaceae. The record is from RefSeq and is a predicted model, not a curated record. The coding region runs from base 521 to 1234 and encodes 237 amino acids. The transcript has 3 exons.